GUACGCACCUGCGCCUUUGCCUCCGACUGCACUACUGUAAAUCCAAACAGGAGAGUACAACGUUGUUUUUGCUUUAAUGUGAUAAAGAGACCCACAUAAUCGCGCGACAAGUUCCAUUUAUUUCAGUCAUGUUUUGUCGAAAGCAGCGGUACGGAUCUACAUGUUGACGUUUACCCGACAGGGCUCGCUGACGUUUCGAGAACAUGGCUUCCGGGUGCAGCUUGUCAACUCUGUUUCCUCUUCAAAGUGUGCUCGACUGCGCUUUAAAUGACGCCGCGACGCAAGAGUCGAUGGAAGCUCUCGUCUAUGAAUAUCUCAGAGACAUGGACGAGAGGGAAGACCUCAAGAUGCCCGACUUUGAGACCGGUCUGGAAUGGUUGAACACGGAGGGCCCGCUGUCUUUCGACCGGGAGCUGGCAGGAAAAGUGGUGCUGCUUGACUUCUUUACCUAUUGCUGCAUCAACUGCAUGCACAUUCUGCCGGACCUUCACCAUCUUGAGCAGAAGCACUCAGUCCAAGAUGGACUGGUUAUUGUUGGCGUGCAUUCAGCCAAAUUCCCCAAUGAAAAGGUCCUGGACAACGUCCGCAGCGCCGUGCUGCGCUACGACCUCCGCCACCCGGUGGUGAACGACGGCGAGGCGCUUCUCUGGAACCGGCUGGAGGUCUCCUGCUGGCCCACGCUGGUCCUGGUGGGCCCGCGCGGCAACCUGCUCUUCGCGCUGGUGGGCGAGGGCCACCGCCACAGGUUGAUGCUCUUCGCCGACGUCAGCCUGCGUUACUACGGCGACAAGCGGCUGCUGCGGGCCCACCCGGUGGGCGUCAAGCUCUACCGGGACUCCCUGCCCCCCAGCAUCCUGUCUUUUCCCGGGAAGGUCUGCGCGGACCGCACCGGCGACAGGCUGGCCAUUGCGGACACGGGACAUCACCGCGUUCUGGUGGUGUCCUCGACUCGUCGGCUCUUGCACGUCGUUGGAGGGCCUGAAAGCGGAAGGCGAGAUGGCGCCUUGUCCGAAGCCUCCUUCAACUCCCCUCAGGGCGUGGCCAUGAAGGGCGACGUGGUCUACGUGGCCGACACGGAGAACCACCUCAUCCGAAAGAUCGACCUGUCGGAGGGGCGGGUGAGCACGCUGGCCGGCCUGGGCGUCCAAGGCACGGACAAAGAUGGCGGCGGCGUGGGAGAUCGGCAGCCAAUCAGCUCUCCCUGGGACCUCGUGCUCGGCUCGGCCGGUGGCGCGGAGGACAACGUGCUGUGGGUGGCCAUGGCGGGGACCCACCAGAUUUGGGCCUUGUUUCUUGCCGAUGGGAAACUGCCCAGAGGAAGCGAGUCCAAGGCGGGGACGUGCGUGCGAUGGGCCGGCAGCGGCAGCGAGGAGAACCGCAACAACGCCUACCCGCACAAGGCCGGUUUCGCCCAGCCCUCGGGCUUGGCCGCCGCCCCCGAGGAGCCGUGGAGCUGCCUUUUCGUGGCCGACAGCGAGAGCAGCACCGUGCGCACGCUGGCCCUCAAAGACGGCGCCGUCAAGCCGCUGGUCGGCGGCGGGAGAGACCCCACGAACCUCUUUGCUUUCGGGGACGUGGACGGGAAGGGCUUGGAGGCCAAACUGCAGCAUCCGCUCGGCGUGGCCUGGUCCCCGCAGCGCAACUUGCUCUACGUGGCCGACUCCUACAAUCACAAGAUUAAAGUGGUGGACCCCCAGACCAAGCAGUGCAGUACUCUGGCCGGCACGGGAGAAGCAGGCGACGCCACGGGCCCCGAUUUUGUCACCUGUCGCUUCAACGAGCCCGGCGGAAUCUGCGUGGGCGCCGGUGGGCAGCUCCUCUAUGUCGCCGACACCAACAACCACCGAGUCAAAAUACUGGACCUGCGCUCCAAGACCGUCUCGCCGUUCGUGAUUUCCUCCGACUGUCCGGACACGGCACCCGCCAAAGCCGAGCCUCCCGCCGCCACCCCCAAGAUGCCUCGAGGAGCCGUCAGGAUAGACAUGCCGCCGGUGUCGGUGUGUGUCGGACAGACCGUGGUCAUGUCGCUCGCGCUGUCGCUUCCCAAAGGUGCCAAACUCACCGACGAGGCGCCCAGCUGCUGGGCCCUCUCCGCCGAAGGUGACGAGUGGCUCCUCGGCGCUCAGGCGGUCACCGGCGCCAUCGCGGAUCUGUCAAAGCCGCUACGCGUCGCCACCAAGCUUCCGGAGGCUCCGAAGCAACUGCGCGCGGGCCUCACGCUGAGCGUCUGGCUGUACUUCUGUACGGCGGAGGGCGGGGCCUGCACCAUGAGAGCGGCGGCCUUCUACCAGCCUCUUCAGAUCAGUGACAUUCACGGAACAGGCGAGGUCACCGUGACACUGACACAUUCCCUUUAAAAAAAAUAAAUAAAAGAAUUUGUGGAAAGCCAUCAAUGAAAUAUGCAAGUGGGAAAGAACUAACUCACUAAAAUACUGUUCAUGUCGGCCAGCUGAUGAAUGAGUCCAAGGUGCUUUCUGAUGGCGUUGGUCCAUUUGGUAAAAGUGGGUGGGAUGCCUCUAAACCUGAUUUUCAUGAGCCUCGGAGAGCACUCUAAAAGCACUCCGUUACAUCACAGCCGUAAUGGACGUUUAUUGUUACAAAUCAAAGCGCAAACUCUCCUUGAACAAGAGCUGCAGCUUGAAAUAUGAACGCUUUAUAUAUGCAAGCAUUAAGUGGAAUGAGGAGUGACAUGAUGUCAAAAGUGGAGGAGGAAAAAAGACUUGGGAAAUCAUGUCUCUGCCACCCGCGUUUCCAAGAAAUAGACUGGCACCUCUUCUGAGUUAGCAUCACAGCUAACCUGUAUUUGCGUGUUUACGCUACCUUGGCCCUAAAGUGCCUUGAAAAACAGCUGGCAAUAAUCUUUGUAAAUGUAAUAAGAAUGUUCUCUCUUGCUCAAAACACGAUGUUUUUUUUUGGGGGGGGGUGUUUGGGUUUCUUGUGUUAUAUUGGCUCCUUUGUCAAGAAGUCUCAACAUCUCAAUACUGCACUUUAAAGACGGAACAGAAAGAAUAAAUAAAGUGUUUUUUUAUCCAAGAA
Molecule: messenger RNA, 3036 nt
Organism: Hippocampus comes (tiger tail seahorse)
Lineage: Eukaryota; Metazoa; Chordata; Actinopteri; Syngnathiformes; Syngnathidae
Gene: nhlrc2
Product: NHL repeat containing 2
Exons: 13
Coding region: 204-2357 (717 amino acids)
Molecular function (GO): protein binding
Source: RefSeq, a predicted model, not a curated record